Archocentrus centrarchus (flier cichlid) is the source of this 2479-nucleotide messenger RNA. RefSeq names its product cytosolic 5'-nucleotidase 3-like. The transcript has 9 exons. Bases 90 to 959 code for a protein of 289 amino acids. Gene Ontology annotation, molecular function: magnesium ion binding; 5'-nucleotidase activity. The record is from RefSeq and is a predicted model, not a curated record. NCBI's taxonomy places the organism in Eukaryota, Metazoa, Chordata, Actinopteri, Cichliformes, Cichlidae. Gene Ontology annotation, cellular component: cytoplasm.
ACUCGAAAGAAGAAGACCCACUCAUCAGACUUUGACAGUUCGUGAGACGCCUUUUACCUGGAUUAACGGAUUGAAAUACAGCUUUAAAAAUGAUUCCAAAGUCAUUCAGUGACUGGGGGUGUAUGAAGGACCCUGAGAGGGUCCAAGAGAUCCUGCAGUCCAUGCGCAAGGCUGGCUCCAACACCCUGCAGGUGAUCUCAGAUUUUGACAUGACCCUUACAAGAUUUGAAUUCAAUGGGAAAAGAUGUCCCACUUGUCAUAAUCUUCUUGAAAACAGCAGUAUCAUCUCCAGCGACUGCAAAGCAGAGCUGCAGGAACUGGACACCAAAUACUACCCCAUAGAGAUCGACACCUCGCUGUCAGUGGAGGAGAAGCUGCCUCAUAUGGUGGAUUGGUGGACAAAGGCUCACGAUCUGCUGGUUAAUCAGAAGAUUAAGAAAGAUCAUUUAACCGCGGCGGUGAGAGGGUCAGGUGCCAUGCUGAGGGAGCACUAUAAGCUUUUCUUUGACCACCUACAUGAGCACAGCAUCCCCCUGCUCAUCUUCUCUGCUGGAAUAGGAGACAUCCUGGAAGAGGUGAUACGCCAGGCUGGGGUCUUCCAUCCCAAUGUCAACGUCAUCUCCAAUUACAUGGACUUUGAUGAGUCUGGAGUGCUGAAGGCUUUCAAAGGAGAGCUGAUUCAUGUCUACAAUAAAAAGGAAAGUGCGCUGCUGAAUACCGGCCAUUUCCAGGAGCUGCACACACGACCAAACGUGCUACUGCUGGGAGACUCUCUGGGGGAUCUAAACAUGGCUGAUGGAGUUCAGGACCAGGAGAACAUCCUCAAGAUUGGGUUCCUUAAUGACAAGGUGGAGGAGAGGAAGCAAUCAUACUUGGACUCGUAUGACAUUGUGUUGAUAAAGGAUGAAACUUUGGACGUCCCUAAUGCAGUUCUUCAGUAUCUCACUGGCAGUGAUUGAACUGUGACUUGUUCACUGGUUAUUGGACACUCUGGGACCAUCAGCUGAGGAGGCCAUGCUGGCCCAGAAAGUCCCCGUUGGUUUCUUAUUGACAACCAGCUGAGAAUUUUUAAUUAAAGUUUACAUACGCUUGAAUGAGUCUGAGUCAGGCAUAAACUGCCUUGCCAGGAUACCCACAGAUCCAGCUGACAGUUCUCCAUGAGGUUCAUUUUAUGACAUGCUGUGUUAGUUUUUAUGCCACAUGUAACGGGACUCAAAUCUUCCAAAACAUUUCUUGCCUCAUCAAUCCACAGAACAUUUUUCCAAAAGUUUUGGGGAUCCUCAAGAUGUUCUUUGGUUAAUGUGAGUUAUUUUUCCACACUGGGCCAGGUAGCUUUGGCUAACCUUUUUCCCUUUAAUAAUGACAUUCUUUCAAAUCUACAUUUUGUAUUUGCUCAGGUUGUCUUUUGUCUGAUAUUAAAAUUUGUUUGAUGAUCUGAAGCAUUUAAGUGUGACAAAUAUGCAGAAAACUAAGAAAUCACAAAGGCACUGUAAGUGGCAGCACUUGAAUUAGUAUUUGUUCUGUAAAUGUGGCUUCUGCUCUCUUACAGUAAAGCUCCUUUGUAGUGAUUUUAAUCUGAAAGCAGAUAUUUAAAAAAAUAUUUCAACUGGUUUUAGCACCACAGCGCUAUCCAGUGGUGAACUGUAGACAUAUUUUUUUCAGAAAAAUAAAUUGAGAACAAAGUUCUUAGCAACUUAAAGUUACUAAGAGGUCAGUGCUUUGUAAAAACUGUUACACUGGAAGUGUAACAAAAUUGGCAAAAAAAACCCCCAAAAUAUCAGGAUUUUAAUUUUUUAAAUUUUACAAAUGUGUAAUUUUCGAACCAUCUCAACUUUGCCUCUGAUUUUUAAUCUUGUCCAUUCUGGUCACUCAGUGUAAAUCUUAGCAUCUUUGACUCUGCCACCUCUUGUCUUUUUGUCAGUGUCCCCAAACCAUACAUCACGGCAGGCCUCACAACCACCUUGUAAACCUUUCCUUUCACUCUUGCUGCUCUCCUGUCACAAAUCCCUGACACUCAUUUCCACCCUGCCUGCACUCGCCCCCUUCACCUCUCAUGCAUAUUCAAAAAAAAUAUUUUGUUGGGCCAUCGUAUGCUGAACGUGCCGUCCACAGUUUAGGAUUUGUUAUCUCUCGCCUAAAGACUGGCUGUGGCUCAGGAGGUAGAGCAGGUGAAUGAGACAUUCAUUUCCUACAUGAGUGCUCAUGUAGGAAAGUCAUUUACCUGCCUAGAUUAAGCAGAAUUGAGGUAAACCUUAUUAGUGUGGCCCUCCACAUGAGUUCCAGUUUCCUGUGUGGCCACUUGGAAAAAGUAAAUGCUCAACCCUGCUCUGAUAGAUGACUUUAAAAUGCACCUGUCUGUAUAUGACCAUAGUGUAAGGAAAGAAAGUUAUUGUCUUUUUAUCAUAAAGGUUUCUUGUAUGUUUCACAACACACUGAAAGUUUUUUUUUUAUAAAAUAUUUUUUAUUGUACAUGGGAACA